CAGGAUGUGGACAACAUCCUGAUACAAGAAGUUUCUGUGAUUCGGAAUCUGUUCUCCCGUGGUUCACAUAGCUCUUCGAGACGUACAGAAUACCUAAUUUUACUCAUGUUCUGUCAAACUAUCAUUUCGGACCCCGUACCUGAGCUCUUCAAAUUCGCACUUCCUCAUGCUGUCCAACUUGCCGAAAGUGGUCAAACUCUGCGCGAUCGUAGGAUUGCGUAUCAGUAUUGCAUCCAGUAUCUUCCUCCUGACCAUGAGUUGAGCCUUAUGCUAGUGAAUACCAUUCGAAAAGACUUGGAAAGUAGAAAUGAUGCCCGCAUAUCGCUGGCGCUCGACUAUUUGCUCCAGUUGCCCGCCCGGAUGCGACCACUCAUCAAGCGACAAGCGUUACUAGUAAUCAACUCUCUGCUCAAAUUUGACAGGAGCUUAACCACACAUUUGGUGCCGAGAUUACUGAAACGAGCCAAGAAUAGCGAGCUUGGCAUCGCUGUCAUUGCUCUGGAUCUACUGUUUCACUCUCAGCAGAAUACUGUCACUUCAGAUGAUAUUAUUCAGAUCCUGCUGAGCCGCAUGUGGACAGUUUCGGGUCCUUCUCAGCCACUGAUUAAGUCUCUCGAGUUGUUAGAGCAGUUGCUGAUAAAUGACACGGGCACUCCACAUGAAGAUACAGCCAUUAAUGUGCUAUCACGACUUCUUUCCACCACUGGCAACCGCACGGCCUUGGAGUACGGGGUCUUGUUGGGGACGUGUCGUUGCCUUUCUCGUUUGUCCCCGUCAAAGCUUGCAGAUAGAUUCAAUAACGGUGUUGAAUCGACGCCCAAAGUAGCACCAUUGACCCAUUUGCGCCCACUCUUGUCAUCUGACAAUCCUAAUGCUGUAUACGCGUUUCUUUCAUGUUUGGCUGUCCUGAGUCCUUCCCUGUGGGCGGGCUCCGGAGCCGAUAUAUCGCAUACCGAGCAGACAACACUGAAAGAACAGGAAGUUGGGAAGAUAAUGAUGUUCCUCGAUUCAAAUGAUGCAUCUCUCCGUCAGAAGGCGUACGCCGUUCUCAAUGCCGUAGAUGCGGCUCUGCUCCGAGCCCAUUACGCUACAAUAAUGAAUGCCGUAUCCAUCCUCCCCCCCGGCAAUGUCGCAGGUGGGGGUCAACCUGCUAUACGGGCGUUGGAGGUUCUAGAAGCUCUCAAACCUUCAACACAGACUUAUAUUGAUGGCAUCAAAAGUAUCUUAAUUAAGAUUGAAGAACCGUAUUCAACGUCAGUGUCCAAAGGAAGAGGGUCGUCCGUUUCAGGUUCCACUACUCGGAAUCUCCGCCAUUCUCUCCCAGUGAUGGAGGCUUUCGUUGAAAAGGUUCUGCUUCACCUGACUCAAGUCCCAACUGAAGAUCGCAAGAUGGUCGUUCACGCGAUGAUAGCCAUAGGGAUCAAUGAUGGGCACCUUAUAGGCUCACCGCGCUCGUUCCAUCGUUCAAAUGUGGCGAAGUGCCCUUACGGACCAACUGGCUACACAUUGCUCGCUGCGGCGGUUGCUGAAUACGGGGGCCUUGUCGAUGUGUCCGCGGAAUCGAUGUUACAAGCACUCAUUAGACCCUUAAAGCUAGCUUCCCCCGCCGUCCAAGAAGUUCUAUUGCUUUCGGUCUUAAGGGUGCUUUCUCGUUGUGAUCAACGACCACUCUGGCUCUACGAAACGAUAUCAGCCAUCAAGAUUCGAGCCGGUCGCCAUAUCGCCUUCAGAUGUCAACAGAUUCUUGACUUAUCUGAGAAAUUAGAUGAGCUAAGAAGAAUUGUGGCGACUGCCAAAUCGUCCUCUCUCCCAGAUUUUCUCUUCGCUUUGGAGUCAAGGUCCCUGCCUUCAGAUCUCCCCGAAACGGUCGCCUCCCCAGUACCGAAAGCUACAAAGCUGCGAUACGCGUCAUAUGAGCCACCACCUUCGGUGGCACCGCGCGGGCGAAGACCACGAGGCUCGUCGCGCUCGACCUCGGUGUCUGCGCACUCUCACCAGGAAGUCACCGAUUCUGAUGAGCCGUUGUCUCGAACGAUGACUGCCGGUGAAUUGACACUGACAAGCGGAUCCCGAUGGUUUCAGCCCUCAAAGUCGAAGACCCGUCAAGCGGAACAGAGAAAUUUCGACCUAAUUACCGACCGCCUUGAUUUAAUAUCCUUGGACACUCCAUUCCGCACUGAAAACCAAAUCCAAAGUUUAUCACCUGUGUUGCAGCCAUCCAGCCCGCUUGCAUCAGAGGAAUUCAACCUCAUCUGGGGCCAAACGGCCAGCCCCAGAGCAUCAGCGCGUGGUUGGAGUUCCUCCUCGCCUUUAUCUCUUAAGACGCGCUUGGAAAUCUCCUCUUCAUACUCAGCCUUAUCUGUCCAAAAACAACCCCAUGAUCCUUUCACUCCAGAGCCCGCCGAAAUCCUUGUCUUGGUCCAUUCCAGUCAAAGGGACUCGAAAGUCGCAGUUAGGCUUCAGCCAGGAGCCGAUGGAAGCUGUCUCUGGCAAAUUAGGGGCGGUGACCAAGAGGCCCUAUCAGACCUGAAGCGUGUCUUUUCCGAGGAUGAUUAGUAACUUGCGAUCUCAAUCUUACUCACUAGAACAUUAGACUACAUAUUUUGUAUAUUUUCCUUCCACCGCAAGGCAAGGGCCCAAUGCUCAAUACUACAGGUUGGAUAGUCUUGCA
This is a messenger RNA of Cantharellus anzutake, 2671 nucleotides long. RefSeq names its product armadillo-type protein. Gene Ontology annotation, biological process: receptor-mediated endocytosis. The record is from RefSeq and is a predicted model, not a curated record. Gene Ontology annotation, cellular component: AP-4 adaptor complex. Gene Ontology annotation, molecular function: cargo adaptor activity. NCBI's taxonomy places the organism in Eukaryota, Fungi, Basidiomycota, Agaricomycetes, Cantharellales, Hydnaceae. The coding region runs from base 106 to 2556 and encodes 816 amino acids. The transcript is spliced from 16 exons.